Messenger RNA from Asparagus officinalis (garden asparagus), 1565 nucleotides. Its product is annotated as growth-regulating factor 7-like. Gene Ontology annotation, biological process: developmental process; DNA-templated transcription; regulation of DNA-templated transcription. The record is from RefSeq and is a predicted model, not a curated record. Gene Ontology annotation, molecular function: ATP binding. The coding region runs from base 196 to 1263 and encodes 355 amino acids. The transcript is spliced from 4 exons. Gene Ontology annotation, cellular component: nucleus. Lineage: Eukaryota; Viridiplantae; Streptophyta; Magnoliopsida; Asparagales; Asparagaceae.
CCAAGCAGGAUAUAGAAUCUCUCUUUGAUGUGGUGCAGAACUCGAGUAGGAUGUAGAAAUCUCUCUUUUGUGGCUUCACGACUCAAGUCCCUGAUGUAGACUUGAUCUCUCUCUCUCUCUCUCUCUCAACUUCAUUUUUUCCCAUGAGUCCACAUCCUUCUUCCUCGCUUUUCUCUUCUUAUUAUAGCGUUGGGCAUGAAAGGGCUAAUGGCUGCCUCUUUGACAUCAACUCCUAAUUAUAUAUUCUCAUGGAGAGAGCAAACGCUCAUUUUCUUACCAUCUCAAAAUGAUGAUACCCUUUUGUUUGAUUACAUUAAUCAGUCAGCAGAGAACUCAGCUUCCUCAUCCUAUUCAGAAUCCUCUAAUGUCAAGAGUGGAGGAUUGGGAUCCAGAAACUUGAAUGCAACCAUAAAUGGGGAUACAGUAUCAGGAGGGCCAUUUAGUCCCUCUCAGAUAAUUGUGCUUCAGCAACAAAUUGCUAUCUUGAGAUGCAUAGAAACAAAGGUCCCGAUACCAUCUGAACUGCUGAUUUCACUCGGAAAAUUGCCUCUACCUAAAAGAUCCUCUACCAUUUCAUCUGAACUUCUCGCUUCGAAAACAUCGGCUGCAGGAUUUUUCCAGCUUGGUUUCAUGAGAUACCCUGAUCCGGAACCUGGUAGAUGUCGACGCACUGAUGGCAAGAAAUGGCGGUGCUCUAGAGUCGCAGUUGCCAAUCACAAGUACUGUGAUAAACACAUAAACAGAGGUCGCCACCGUUCAAGAAAGCUUGUGGAAGGCCAUAACAGUCAUGCUUCGAGAUUGGAGCCAACUGCUGCCCCUUCAUCAUCAGCUUCUUCUGUUUCUGCUUCUGAGAACUUGCAGCUUAUGAUCUCCAGUUUUUCUUCUGCUCAGAUGACUAGGAUGCUAGUGAACGAGAACAUAAAUGAUCACAUGGAUAAUUAUCAAGACCUCUCCCUGCAGUAUCCAGAUAUGAACUCCUCAGACACUUUGAUCCCGAUUUCAACUGAACCUACCCAGUCUGCAAGUUCAUUAUCUCUGCCUCCCUUGCCAGAUUCGUUCCUUGCCUCUGAUUCCUUUUUGGAACAUGAUAGUUUUCUUUCUUGUGAAAUCCAGAGUGAAGUACCAAACGUCCUCAAUAAAAGUUCAUUCGAUGUGGGUUCGAGCAAGGGGCAAGGAUCAAAUGAGAUGAGUUUGGAUCCCAUAGCUUGGGCUGCUUACAAUGGUGGACCUCUGGGAGAGGUUUUGGCUAACCAAAUGAUAUGACAGGUUAUGCGAACUGCUCUUUUACUUCUAAUCCCAGGAUUGAAGAAUAGGGUUCAAGUCCUCAGGCUGGAAGCAAGAACAAGGAGUGAUGAUGGUAAUAGACAAUUUUAGUAUAGGAUUUAACAAACAGGUAUAGUUCUCUAGUUGGCUAUACAUGAUGUUGUUUUUUAUGCUUUGUUUUUAUACUCUCGUGUGUUCUAUGGGCAUCCUGUGUUUGAGCCGACGGCAGUUUCUAGCUAUGAGCAGAUAGGUACAACAAAAUUUUCAAAGAGUAGAUCAUAUAUAUAUAUAUAUUUAUAUUC